This is a messenger RNA of Mesoplodon densirostris (Blainville's beaked whale), 1446 nucleotides long. It is a transcript of the gene SEC22A, whose product is annotated as SEC22 homolog A, vesicle trafficking protein. The record is from RefSeq and is a predicted model, not a curated record. Bases 87 to 1010 code for a protein of 307 amino acids. NCBI's taxonomy places the organism in Eukaryota, Metazoa, Chordata, Mammalia, Artiodactyla, Ziphiidae. The transcript has 7 exons. Gene Ontology annotation, biological process: endoplasmic reticulum to Golgi vesicle-mediated transport.
GCCACUCCCCGGCCCCACAAUGCACUGCGGGCCGCGUCACUCGUAGCGGCGGUUUCUGGCUAGACAGGUCUUCUCUGUCAGUUGAAAUGUCUAUGAUUUUAUCUGCCUCAGUCAUUCGUGUCAGAGAUGGACUGCCACUUUCUGCUUCUACUGACUAUGAACAAGGCACAGGCAUGCAAGAGUGCAGAAAGUACUUUAAAAUGCUCUCGAGAAAACUGGCUCAGCUUCCUGAUAGAUGUACACUGAAAACUGGACAUUAUAACAUUAAUUUUAUUAGCUCUAUGGGAGUGAGCUACAUGAUGUUGUGCACUGAAAAUUACCCAAAUGUUCUGGCCUUCUCUUUCCUGGAUGAGCUUCAGAAGGAGUUCAUUACUACUUAUAACAUGAUGAAGACAAAUACUGCUGUCAGACCAUACUGUUUCAUUGAAUUUGAUAACUUCAUUCAGAGGACCAAGCAGCGAUAUAAUAAUCCCAGGUCUCUUUCAACAAAGAUAAAUCUGUCUGACAUGCAGAUGGAAAUCAAGCUGAGGCCCCCUUAUCAAAUUUCCAUGGGUGAACUGGGGUCAGCCAAUGGAGUCACAUCUGCAUUUUCUGUUGACUAUAAAGGUGCUGGUAAGAUUUCUUCUGCUCACCAGCGACUGGAACCAGCAACUCUGUCGGGGAUUGUGGCAUUUAUCCUUAGUCUUUUAUGCGCAGCUCUGAAUUUAAUUCGAGGCUUUCAUGCCAUAGAAAGUCUCCUGCAGAGUGAUGGUGAGGAUUUUAAUUACAUUGUUGCAUUUUUCCUUGGAACAGCAGCCUGCCUUUACCAGUGUUAUUUAUUUGUCUACUACACCGGCUGGCGGAAUGUCAAAUCUUUUUUGACGUUUGGCUUAAUCUGUCUAUGCAACAUGUAUCUCUAUGAACUGCGCAACCUCUGGCAACUUUUCUUUCACGUGACUGUGGGAGCAUUUGUUACACUCCAGAUUUGGCUGAGGCAAGCCCAGGGCAAGGCUCCUGAUUACGAUGUCUGACACCAUCCUUCAGACUUGUUGCCUUGGCUUCAGGGGAAAAAGGAGGGACCAUAUCUUAACUACCACUGUGAUGAAGAAACUGUUCACCACAAAUGAGAAGCUCUGCUGUCUUUCUCUCCAGCUGUCCUUUUCGUUUUAAGUCAGCAUGGCAUGCCUAUGAGCAUGCCAUACCUGCUACACAAACUCCUCUCAGCAGAAUGUUGGCCAUGAGAUGAUCAAUCAGAAGAAGAUGAGGAACCCUCUCUGCAGGUCCAUGGCAGUGGAAGAACAGUCAGAUGCCGUUGGAAGACUUGGCCAGCAGCCCUGAAUCCUGGCUGGAGAGUUCAGUCAAAAAUUAUGUGUGGUAUUUGCUCUGAGAACUAAGCAGUAGCUCUACAACCUGGGUUUGCCUUUGUGAGGCAUUAGUGUAGACCAAAUAAAAAGAUGCUGCAGUGAA